CCUCGGGCAGUGGCGCUGGGCCGGGAGGCCGGCGAGUGUGUGGAGAGGUCCCGGUGCGCCCCGCAGGGGGAGAUGGCGUCCUACGUGGAUAAUAGCUUCCGCCAAGCGGUGAUGAAGAACCCCGCCGAGAGGACCCCCCAGGACCUGGAAAUAGUGUAUUCCUAUUUACAUGGAAUGGAAGCCUUAUCAAACCUGAGGGAGCACCAGCUAAGGCUAAUGUGUGAAACGGUGAGAUACGAAAGACAUGAAGCAAACGAAGUUUUAUACUAUCCGGAUGAUAUUGGCACCUGCUGGUACAUACUCCUUUCUGGUUCCGUGUUCAUUAAGGAAUCCAUGUUUCUUCCAAGGAGCAGUUUUGGCAAGCGUUCUGCAGGAAGCUUUAGGCGUGGCUGUGAAUGCAUUGUGUUAGAGCCUUCUGAAAUGAUUGUGGUGGACUAUAUGGAUGAAAAUGAAGAAUAUUUCCAGCGCCAAGCCUCCCACAGACAGUCUCGAAGAAGAUUUAGAAAAAUCAACCAGAAAGGUGAAAGACAAACAAUUAUUGACACAGUGGACUCAUACCAUGUGGGAAAGCCCCCUUUACCUAGAGGUUACCAUACGGAAUGCACUAAAUCCCAGCUCCCUGCAGAUUUCACCAAACUGCACCUCACUGACAGCCUCCACCCACAGGUGACCCACGUUUCCUCCAGCCACUCAGGAUGUAGCAUCACCAGCGACUCUGGAAGCAGCAGUCUUUCUGAUAUUUACCAGGCCACGGAGAGUGAGGCUGGUGACAUGGACCUGAGUGGACUGCCAGAGACGGCAGUUGAUUCUGAGGAUGAUGAUGAUGAGGAAGACAUCGAGAGGGCAUCCGACCCUCUGAUGAGCAGGGACAUUGUGAGGGACUGCCUGGAGAAGGACCCAAUAGAUAGGACUGAUGAUGAUAUUGAACAACUGCUUGAAUUUAUGCACCAGCUGCCUGCUUUCGCCAACAUGACGAUGUCAGUGAGACGGGAGCUCUGUGCUGUGAUGGUGUUCGCAGUGGUGGAAAGAGCUGGAACCAUUGUGUUAAAUGAUGGAGAAGAGCUGGAUUCCUGGUCAGUGAUUCUCAACGGUUCCGUGGAAGUAACAUACCCAGAUGGGAAAGCAGAAAUACUGUGCAUGGGAAACAGUUUUGGUGUGUCACCUACCAUGGACAAAGAGUACAUGAAAGGAGUGAUGAGGACCAAGGUGGAUGACUGCCAGUUUGUCUGCAUUGCCCAGCAAGAUUACUGCUGUAUUUUGAACCAAGUAGAAAAGAACAUGCAAAAAGUUGAGGAAGAAGGAGAGAUUGUAAUGGUGAAGGAGCACCGAGAACUAGAUCGGACUGGAACGAGGAAGGGCCACAUCGUCAUCAAGGGUACCUCAGAGAGGCUGACCAUGCAUUUGGUGGAAGAACAUUCUGUCGUGGAUCCAACUUUCAUAGAAGACUUCCUGUUGACAUACCGGACUUUCCUGUCCAGCCCAAUGGAAGUGGGAAAGAAGUUACUGGAGUGGUUCAAUGACCCGAGCCUCAGGGAUAAGAUGAAAAUGCCUUAUUUCAUAAUCUGUAAAGACUUUACCUUGCUAGUAAUUUGUGUUUUAAAAUUCACUCUUCUCAGUGAUAUUGGGAUUGGUCAGUCUCAAGAUGAUAGCAUCGUGGGCCUGAGGCAGACCAAACACAUCCCAGCUGCCCUGCCUGUUAGUGGAACACUCUCUUCGAGUAACCCUGACUUGCUACAGUCACACCACCGGAUUCUGGACUUCAGCACGACACCAGACUUGCCAGAUCAGGUGCUCAGAGUUUUCAAGGCUGACCAGCAGAGCCGGUACAUCAUGAUCAGUAAGGACACCACAGCAAAGGAAGUGGUCAUCCAGGCCAUCAGAGAGUUUGCCGUCACUGCCACCCCAGACCAGUAUUCUCUGUGUGAGGUCUCUGUCACACCUGAGGGAGUUAUCAAACAGCGACGACUCCCAGAUCAGCUUUCCAAGCUUGCCGACAGAAUACAACUGAGCGGAAGGUACUAUCUGAAAAACAACAUGGAAACCGAAACGCUUUGCUCAGAUGAGGAUGCACAGGAGCUGUUGCGGGAGAGCCAAAUCUCUCUUCUUCAGCUCAGCACUGUGGAGGUCGCCACACAGCUCUCCAUGAGGAACUUUGAACUCUUCCGAAACAUUGAGCCUACUGAAUACAUAGAUGAUUUAUUUAAACUCAAGUCGAAAACCAGCUGUGCCAACCUGAAGAAAUUUGAGGAAGUCAUUAAUCAGGAAACAUUUUGGGUAGCUUCGGAAAUUCUGCGAGAGACAAACCAGCUGAAGAGAAUGAAGAUCAUUAAGCAUUUCAUCAAGAUUGCCCUGCACUGUAGGGAAUGCAAGAAUUUUAACUCCAUGUUUGCAAUCAUUAGGUCGCUGAGCCAGGGCAGUGCGAAUGCCACAGUGUUGGAUGUUGCUCAGACAGGCGGACAUAAAAAGCGGGUACGCCGUAGUUCCUUCCUCAAUGCCAAAAAGCUAUAUGAAGAUGCCCAAAUGGCCCGGAAAGUGAAGCAGUAUCUGUCCAACUUGGAGCUGGAGAUGGAUGAGGAGAGUCUUCAGACACUGUCACUGCAGUGUGAGCCAGCAACCAGCACUUUGCCCAAGAAUCCUGGUGACAAAAAGCCUGUCAAGUCCGAGACCUCUCCUGUGGCUCCGCGUGCAGGUCCACAGCAGAAAGUGCAGCCUCAGCAGCCACUGCCACAGCCGCAGCCACCACAUAAAGCUAGCCAAGGACUGCAGGUGCCCGCUGUGUCCCUCUACCCUUCUCGAAAGAAGGUGCCGGUGAAGGAUCUGCCACCUUUCGGCAUAAACUCUCCUCAAGCUUUAAAGAAAAUCCUGUCCUUGUCUGAAGAAGGGAGCUUGGAGCGCCACAGGAAACAAGCAGAAGACACAAUAUCAAAUGCAUCUUCGCAGCUGUCAUCACCCCCCACCUCACCUCAGAGCUCUCCAAGGAAAGGUUAUACAUUGGCUCCCAGUGGUACUGUGGAUAACUUUUCAGAUUCUGGUCACAGUGAAAUUUCUUCACGAUCCAGUAUUGUCAGCAAUUCUUCUUUUGACUCGGUGCCAGUCUCUCUGCAUGAUGAACGGCGCCAGAGGCAUUCUGUCAGCAUUGUGGAGACCAACCUAGGUGUCGGCAGGAUGGAGCGGCGGACCCUGAUUGAGCCUGAUCAAUACAGUUUAGGGUCAUAUGCCCCAGUGUCUGAAAGCCGAGGCCUGUACGCCGCAGCAACUGUCAUCUCUUCUCCUAGCGCAGAGGAGCUCUCCCAUGACCAAGGGGACCGUGCUUCCCUCGAUGCUGCUGACAGCGGUCGUGGGAGCUGGACAUCAUGUUCAAGUGGUUCCCAUGAUAACAUCCAGACCAUCCAGCACCAGAGAAGCUGGGAAACAUUGCCGUUUGGGCACACUCACUUUGACUAUUCAGGGGAUGCUGCAGGCAUAUGGGCCUCUGGUGGCCAUAUGGACCAAAUUAUGUUUUCUGAUCAUAGCACAAAAUAUAAUAGACAAAAUCAAAGUAGAGAGAGUCUUGAACAAGCCCAAUCACGGGCAAGCUGGGCAUCUUCCACAGGCUACUGGGGAGAAGAUUCAGAAGGUGACACGGGCACUAUCAAGCGAAGGGGUGGCAAGGAUGUCUCCAUUGAGACAGAAAGUAGCAACCUGGUGCCUGUGACCACAGAGGAAGCCAAACCUGUCCCCAUGCCUGCCCAUAUAGCUGUGACGUCAAGUACUACAAAGGGGCUCAUUGCACGGAAGGAGGGCAGGUACCGAGAACCGCCGCCCACACCUCCAGGCUAUGUGGGCAUCCCCAUCGCUGAUUUCCCUGAAGGGCCUUGCCACCCAGCACGGAAGCCUCCAGACUACAACGUGGCCCUGCAGCGGUCCCGCAUGGUAGCGCGGCCCACCGAGGCCCCAGCUCCAGUGCAGACGCCUCCUGCAGCCAGCAGGCCAGGAAACAAACCGCAAUGGCACAAGCCCAGUGAUGCAGACCCUCGCCUAGCACCCUUCCAGCCACAGGGCUUUGCUGGCACCGCCACUGAGGAAGACGAAGAUGAACAGGUGUCUGCGGUUUGAGGCACAGGCUUCUUAAACCAGAGCGAGCCACCAAAAGGAGAGCACAAGAUGUAGGAAGCAUUGGAGCCUUGGCACGCACAUCCUGAGGAUGGUGGACCAGUUUGCCUCCUUCCCUGCCUUAAAGCAGCAUGGGGCUUCUUCUCCCCUUCUUCCUUUCCCCUUUGCAUGUGAAAUACUGUGAAGAAAUUGCCCUGGCACUUUGCAGACCUUAUUGCUUGAGAUGCACAGUCCAGCAGUCUCCGAGCUGCUGCCUGCCACAUCACACAGUAUCAUUCCAGAUUCCAAGAUCAUCGUGAGGUGAUUCCCUCUGGCUACACUUCUCCAAGCCUGGAAGGAGUUUUCAAUCUUCCUCUUAGAUUUCAAUCCAGCCCUAGCCCUCGAUCUCAUUUAGAAGAUGAGAAAAGCUAGCCUUUGAACUACUUGGGGUCUUGAACCCACCAAGGAAGACAAAGACAGACAUGAAAUCCUUUGAGUACAGUGCUUUGUCCACUUGUUUACAAUAUCCUUUAAAAAAUGAGUUUAAAGAUUGUGUUCAGAGAGUAAAUGUUAUAUCCAUUUAAUGAUUACAGUAUUAUUUUGACCUUAAGUAGGAUUGCCAGCCUGGGUUUCUGAAAAACCAAAUAUGCCGGACAGGGUAUGGCCGCACCAAGGAAAGACCUAGCAGUGACGAUGUCUUCCCAUGUCCUGGCCUUGCCUGAGAAGUGCCCUAUCCCAGAAGCAUCAAACGUUAGCCAAUUACUUAAAUACCAAGACUCCUCACCUGCUUCUUCCCCAGUGGGUGAGGUUCUAAUGUAAAACUGUUUGCACAUGGCCAGGGGAGGGAACGAGGACUCGAGUGUCCUGUCUGAGCCUUAUGAGGCAGGACAGUGUUAUUUGGGAGUGUGUCCUGCCCAAUUACAAUGGAUGGCAACCCCUGUUUUUAAGUUAUGGUUUUUUAUUUUUUGUUUUUGGUUUUUUUUUUGUUGUUUCAAGUUUUGUUAAUUUAGAGUUUUAGAGCUUUUUGUUUUUAUUUUUUAAAAGAAAGAAACAUAACUGGAUAACAUCGCAGUAAAGCAGCUUGGGGUGUUGGAGUGAAUGCCAGCUGUUCGUACUGCUCUUUCAAGACAGCCUCCCCUUGUUGAAUUGGCACCAGAGAGUAUGUCUUUAAACAGGAUUAAAGGUCACGUGGUUAGAUACACCAGCCUUUGCAAGGUGGGUUAGUCACCAAAGACUGACCUGUAAGUGGCUUCGUGGACGCUGCAUAUAGAGAAGGCCUAAGUGUAGCGCCCAUCUGCUCACAGCUGCUAUGAACCCUAGAAUGACUGAAAAUGACCCCCACCGUUCUAUUUUUGUGUUGUUUUUGCACAGACUCCGGAAAAGUGAAGGCUGCCAAUCCGAGUAGUACUCAGAUGUGAGGGGCUGCUGGUCUUGGAUUUUUCCAUUAAAUUCAGCUGAUCAUAUUGAUCAGUAGAUAAACGUAAAUAGCUUCAAAUUUUAAAGGUCGAAUUGCAGUGUUUUUUCACUGUGUCAAACAAUGUCAGUGCUUUAUUUAAUAAUUCUCUUCUAUGUCAUGGCAUUUGUCUACUAUGUAUCACAUUGUCACUUACGCAUUUGUAAUUUUACAUGUAAUAUGCAUUAUUGCCAGUUUUACUAUAUAGGCUAUGGACCUCAUGUGCAUAUAGAAAGACAAAAAUCUAGCUCUAUCACAAAUUGCACAGAUGUUAUCUAAACAUUAAGUAAUUGUAGAACAUAGGACUGCUAAUCUCAGUUCGCUCUGUGAUGUCAAGUGCAGAAUGUAAAAUUAACUGGUGAUUUCCUCAUACUUUUGAUACUACUUGUACCUGUAUGUCUUUUAGAAAGACAUUGGUGGAGUCUGUAUCCCUUUUGUAUUUUUAAUACAAUAAUUGUACAUAUUGGUUAUAUUUUUGUUGAAGAUGGUAGAAAUGUACUAUGUUUAUGCUUCUACAUCCAGUUUGUACAAGCUGGAGAAUAAAUAAAUAUAACAUAAAGCCUUGUCUAAAUUUUUAA
Cricetulus griseus (Chinese hamster) is the source of this 6102-nucleotide messenger RNA. Lineage: Eukaryota; Metazoa; Chordata; Mammalia; Rodentia; Cricetidae. The record is from RefSeq and is a predicted model, not a curated record.